AAACGGCAAAAAAAAUGGCAAAGAAAAGCAAAAGAAUGGUAGAAUUUGAAGAAUUACCAGAACCAUGUAUCGCUACGAUACUCUCUCACACGACUCCCAUUGACACUUGUAGGCUCUCCGUUGUUUCUAAAACAUUCCAUUCUGCCUCCGAUUCCGAUGACGUCUGGAAUCGAUUUCUCCCUUCCGAUUCCAAUCUCAUCGACUCUAUCUUCUCACGGUAUCCUCACCUUGCCAACCCUCCUUCUAAAAAGGCUCUGUUUCGUGCUCUCUCUGAUUCUGAUCUUAUGAUCAUUGACGAUGGUAAAAAGAGCUUUCAAUUGGAUAAGAAGAGUGGAAAAAUAUUUUACAUGCUUUCUGCUAGAUCACUCACCACCACUGAUUGCAAAAGCAGUGCACGUCGUAAGAAAAAGUGGAUUUCUGUGCGAGAGUCCAGGUUCCCUAAAGUUCUUAAGCUUGGUCUUGUUUCCCGACUCGAGAUUCAUGGGAUGAUUAGCUCUCUAUCCUUGUCCCCAAAUACCGAAUAUGUGGCUUAUCUCGUGUUCAAGAUGAGUGGUGGCCUCUGGAUUAGAGAAAGAGCCUGCGAAGUUAUCCAUUGGUGUUGAAGGUGGCCCUUGCAUCACUAAAUCUGUCUGUUUGGAUCCCGACGUCGAGCGUCGUCAUACUCAUACCCAUACUCGUACACGGAGAUGCAAGUGUCGUGUAUUGAGGCCGCCGCCCAAGAGGGUGCCCAAGAGAAUAGCAAGACUGCAACAUCCUUUUGAGAGAAACGAUGGGUGGUUGGAGAUUGAGAUAGGAACAUUCUUCAAUUCAAGUCUCAAAGAUAAGGAAGUCCGGAUGAGUCUUAUCCAGGAAAACAGUGGUUUGUCGAUCAUAAAUUUCUUACUUGAAGGAAUAGAAGUUAGGCCUACAUAUUAUGCAGGGUCUUGUGUUUUGGAUAACUAAAUACUGCUUAAAGAUUUGAAGUCUCUACUUUUCAACAUAUUAUGUGACAUAUAUGCUUAUUUAAA
This is a messenger RNA of Trifolium pratense (red clover), 1007 nucleotides long. RefSeq names its product putative F-box protein PP2-B12. Lineage: Eukaryota; Viridiplantae; Streptophyta; Magnoliopsida; Fabales; Fabaceae. The coding region runs from base 15 to 602 and encodes 195 amino acids. Gene Ontology annotation, molecular function: protein binding. The transcript is spliced from 4 exons. The record is from RefSeq and is a predicted model, not a curated record.